Morchella sextelata is the source of this 252-nucleotide messenger RNA. RefSeq lists its product as uncharacterized. Bases 1 to 252 code for a protein of 83 amino acids. The transcript has a single exon. NCBI's taxonomy places the organism in Eukaryota, Fungi, Ascomycota, Pezizomycetes, Pezizales, Morchellaceae. The record is from RefSeq and is a predicted model, not a curated record.
AUGAGGACUACUUUGAUUACCGACGUUACCACAAACCUACCUAUGUUGGGAGCCAUAAAUUUGUCGGGAUGGACUACUUACUUCUGUGUAUCACAGCCUGCUGGUCUCUCAGUUACCGAACUCAAUGCGCGCCUUCUCACCGACGCCGAUGAGUUGGCUAUCCCAAAGAUCUUGGGGCUGGUACAUAUCUUAGAUCACCAUCACGAGCUCAGUCAAAAAGUAUGUAUCUAUGCAAAGAAAAGAAAAAAGUGA